Molecule: messenger RNA, 4192 nt
Organism: Cheilinus undulatus (humphead wrasse)
Lineage: Eukaryota; Metazoa; Chordata; Actinopteri; Labriformes; Labridae
Gene: vps52
Product: VPS52 subunit of GARP complex
Exons: 20
Coding region: 181-2358 (725 amino acids)
Biological process (GO): endocytic recycling; lysosomal transport; retrograde transport, endosome to Golgi
Cellular component (GO): GARP complex
Molecular function (GO): syntaxin binding
Source: RefSeq, a predicted model, not a curated record
UUAACAUUACAGGGUUAAAAAGUGCGCCAAAAAAAUUAACAUGUAAACGUCUUAAGCAAUCAAAAUAUUUUUUAUGUAUUCCAAUUGUAAUUAUUUGCUUUUCAGCUGGGAAAGGACUCUUUUGUAUUUCCAGUGACGUGAAGGCGGAACGUUACAUUCGUAGUUUCAAUAAACGUUAGCAUGAUGGCGGAGGAAGCUUCUUCGGCCGUUGGAGCGGCUCCCGAUGUAAACACAGCUGGAAACCAGACAGAUAUCGCCAUGGCGUAUCUUCAAGACGAGAAGACUGAUGGAGACAUCGCUCACCUCAACCUGGGCGAGCUAGACCUCACCACUGAUGAGUAUAUCCUGGAUGAAGUGGACAUUCACAUUCAAGCUAACCUGGAGGAUGAUCUGGUGAAGGAGGCGUUAAAAACGGGUGUCGACCUUCGUCAGUACUCCAAACAGGUAGAGUCUGAGCUGCAGAGGAUUGAACAGGCCUCUAUCAAAGAUUACAUCAAGGAGAGUCAGAACAUCGCUCUUCUGCACAACCAGAUCACCGCCUGUGACUCCAUCCUCGAGCGUAUGGAGGGCAUGCUAAGUGGCUUCCAGAGCGACCUUUCCUCAAUCAGCAGUGAGAUUCAGACUCUGCAGCAGCAGUCGGUCAGCAUGAAUGUCCGGCUGAAGAACCGGCAGGCCGUACGCAGCCAUCUCAGCCAGCUGGUGGACGAGCUGGUGGUGCCUGGAGCCAUGAUCUCCACCAUCCUGGACAGUCCUGUGACAGAGCAGGAGUUUCUGGAGCAGCUGCACGAGCUCAACAACAAGAUCAACUUCGCCAAAGAGCUGAGCUUCAGAGAGACGCUGGCCUGCUCCGACAUCCAGGACAUCGUGGACCGCCUCAAACUCAAGGCGGUGUCAAAGAUCCGAGAAUUCAUUCUGCAAAAGAUUUACUCGUUCAGGAAGCCGAUGACGAACUAUCAGAUCCCACAGAAUACUCUGCUCAAAUACAGAUUUUUCUACCAGUUCCUUCUGGCCAAUGAGAGAUCAGUGGCGAAGGAGAUCAGAGACGAGUACGUGGACACGAUGAGCAAAAUCUACUACAGCUACUUCAAGUCGUACAGCGGCCGCUUGCUCAAAGUGCAGUACGAAGAGGUGGCAGAUAAAGACGACCUGAUGGGAGUGGAAGACACGGCCAAGAAAGGUUUUUUCUCCAAACCCUCUCUGAAGAGCAGAAACACCAUCUUCACUCUGGGUCAGCGGGGGGCCAUCCUCAGUCCUGCAGAGCUGGAGGGGCCGAUCCUCGUCCCUCACACAGCCCAGAGAGGAGACAGUAGGUAUCCGUAUGAGACGCUGUUUCGCAGCCAGCACUACGCUCUGCUGGACAACGGCUGCAGAGAGUUCCUUUUCCUCUCCGACUUCUUUAUGGUGGCAGGAAACUCCGCCCUCGACCUUUUCAACAGCAUCAUGGGAAAAACUCUCAGUAUGUUUCUGAAAAGCAUGUCCACGUACGUGUCCGACUGCUACGACAGCAUCGCCAUCUUCCUCUGCAUCCACAUCAUCCUCCGCUUCAGAGCCAUCACGGCCAAGAGGAACAUCCCGGCUCUGGACAAGUACUGGGAGGCGGUGCUGGAGCUUCUGUGGCCGAGGUUUGAGAUGAUCCUGGAGAUGAACAUCCACAGCAUCAGAAACACAGACCCUCAGAAACUGGGAGUACUGGACACCAGACCACACUACAUCACUCGUCGUUACGCAGAGUUCUCGUCGGCUAUCGUCAGCAUCAACCAAACGUUCCCCAACGAGAGAACCAACGCCCUGCUGGGACAGCUGCAGGUGGAGGUGGAGAACUUUGUGCUGAAGAUGGCGGCAGAGUUUCCCUCUAGAAGAGACCAGCUCAUCUUCCUCAUCAACAACUACGACAUGAUGCUCAGCGUCCUCAUGGAGAGGGCAGCAGAUGACAGCAAAGAGGUGGAAGGUUUCCAGCAGCUGCUCCUGGCCAGGACACAAGAGUUUAUCGAGGAAAUUCUGUCCGCCCCAUUCGGAGGCAUGAUUGCCUUUGUAAAGGAGGCUGAGGCUUUGGUGGAGAAAGGGCAGCUAGACCGACUGAAGAAUGAGGAAGCUCGGAUCACUCAGCUUGUUCGGGGGUUUUCCAGUACGUGGAAACAGUCGGUGGAGGCCAUGAGUCAAGAUGUGAUGAGGUCCUUCACAAACUUUAAGAAUGGAACCAGCAUCAUACAGGGCGCUCUGACCCAGCUGAUCCAGUACUACCACGGCUUCCACAAGAUCCUGAACCAGCCGACGUUCCGCAGCCUGGCCGUCCGCUCCGAGCUCAUCAACCUGCACCACCUCAUGGUGGAGGUGAAGAAGCACAAACCAAACUUCUAACAUGGACACAGGGAUCUCAGCCCUGAUGGAGGAACUCUUUAUCGUCGAAGCAGACAGUUUUUAAAACAGAAAAUCGCCCAACAUCUGGAGCUGCUGAUUCCACCUCAUACCUUCUAGAACAAUGUCUGACUGUUUAAAGACUUUUCUGCAGCAUCACUCCCAUCUGAAACACAAAAAUCACAUCAUAGGUUAUUGGGACAAGCAGGUUUCCUCAAUGAAUGUGAACCAAGUCAGAUGAUAGAUUUAUUGACUCUGUACAAGCUGCAUGUCUCUUAAAUUCAGUUAAUCAGCUACAUAACAGGUUUGAAUCUUUGAUUUUGGUCCUGGUCUGUUUGAUGCUGGUGGUUUCUGUUGUUGGUAAAUCUGUUUAGAUUGUCUUAUACACUAAAACAAAGCAUUCACCCAGGGUUCUCUUUGGCUCUUAUAGCUUGAUACUUUCACAACAAAUGUAAAAUUCCUGAAUCUAAUGUUUGCUGUAAGCUGCUGAUUGAACCUUCAGAAAAGUUUACAGCCUCAAAGACCUCACACUGGCGAUUUUGUGUUGUGAUCAGUAAUUGAUGAGGCUUAGUAACUUUACUGUGAACAGGACAGCAACCCUGCUAAAACUCGGCAUCCAGCAGAAAAUCACACUGCAAAUACUGGCUGCUGAUUACCGAAUGGUGAGAGUACAGGGUAGAUUUGUGGCAGGGCAGAUUGUAGAGAUCUUCUAGGCAGUGGACGAGUGUGAGGCCCAAUGAUUUGUGUCAAUCAUCUUUGAGUCAGAGUGGAUGCUAGUGCAAAGUUUGAAGAAGAAUCCUUAAAGUGUUUCUGAGAUGUUAAUCUUUCAAGACCCUAACCCAUUAAAAACAUUUCUAUGAGGAGCUGUGCAUCUCAUGAGUGGAACAAGCUCAGUUGAUAUACGUUCGUCUGACUUUAGACCAGGUUUUACAGGGUUUAAGCUCAUUUUACACACCCAUGGAGCACAUGGGGAAAGAGAGGGUGAAGACAUGCAAAAACAGUGCAAGACCAGGAUUUGAUCCUGCAUGUAGUGCAUGGAGGACUAUAGCCUAUGUAUGUUUGCCUGCUCUACCACUUCAGCUAAACCAGCACCCAGGCCAGUUUUCAUCAGCAGCUGUAUGGAGGAAAUCUGCAAAGGUAGUCGGUCUAAGGUCACCAAUUAACACAGCCACUAAUUAAAUCAAUACACCAGGAAUUUUAGGUAUGUUAAUGGUGGAAAAUUUUGGGGAAGUAGAGCCCAGACGGUGCUAGUCUGAUCAUGGAUAUUCUGUUUCUCCAUGUUUGCCCACAUCUUACACAUCAGGUAUGUGUUGUUUAUGCCCUGAGCGCUCUGUUGUGCCCUCUUGUGGUGUCUUCCAGUAAUGAGUCGUGGUUUAGCAAGUAUAAGAACACUCAUGAUGUAGCCGUAUGUCUGAAACCUAAACAUACCGCUCAUAAUGAUGUAAAAACUUAAAAAAAGUAAAUCAGAGAUUGCACAUUUGUAAGACUGAAAAGUGAAAAUGCUCAUCUAAAAUAUUCCUGUUUUUGAUUAAACUAAAAAGUACAGAUAGUUAAUCGAAGCAGCUAUGAAAAGCCCAAACUUGAACCAUGAAGAGGCAUGUUUUUGUAUUCAUGUGUGCUAAUUUCUAUUUACUCCAGCAGAAGAAAGGAUUAACUGAUCAUUGUUUUAACUGCACUACUGAGAGAGAAGCUCCUUACUUGAAUUGAUGUUCUUGUGUGUGUCCUGCAGCUUCAGUGAACCUCAGCAGGAGAGAAUAAACCUUAAAAAGGCAGAGGUCAAAUGUGUUGCUGUAUUUUUCUUAUGAUCGAAAAAAUCAAAGAUAAAUUUGACCAAUCA